Durusdinium trenchii is the source of this 1209-nucleotide messenger RNA. The record is from the annotation of a GenBank genome assembly. NCBI's taxonomy places the organism in Eukaryota, Dinophyceae, Suessiales, Symbiodiniaceae.
AUGACGGCAGCAGAUGAAGUCGCAGUGAUUGUGUCCGCAAGUGCGGCAGCACAGACAGCGUUUAGCUUCCUGCUUGCAGAAAAGUCUUUUGCUGAUGCAGAACGGCGGAUAGCUGCCCAAUCACGACAAGCUGCUCUAUCUGAGCUCUUUUUUGCACAGGCACAAGCGGAUGCAGCAGUCUUAGCUCCAAACAGUGCGAUGAGCGCUACCAGCUUAGGGCUUGCCUCUGUAGCUGCAGAGUUCUCCAAGACCUUAUCAUCUGGGGCUUUGUGGCCAGCUGUUGCCAGUACUUUUUAUUCGACUGUGAGUGCCUUGACCUCGCGAGCUGAAGCUGAUGCUGCCUAUCUUGAGAAUGAGGCUUCCAAGCGUGCACUUGAGGGAAUGGAAGCAAAUGUGGACACUGUCUCAGCAGCCAUCAGCGAAUUUCAGCAACUUCAACGUGAUCUUUCAGCAGAUGAUCUUUCUGAGAACAUUCGGAUUGCAUUGAAGGGUCUAUCGGUUGGUGAGACAAGAGAAUUUCGCGGACUGUCCAGGGAUCAACGGCGAAAGGUUCAUUUACUUGCUGCGGAACUUGGCAUGGUUUCCCAGUCCUUCGGAUCGUCCUUCGGUCCUUCGGGUAGAGUCACGAGAAACGUUCUCGUCCUGUGUCCUUCAGCCGGUUCUCCCUCGUUACAUCAAGAGAAGCAAGAUCCUUUCGAAGCUGCUCAACAAGACUUGCAGAGGUUCCUCCAGACAUUAACGGAUGAGGGUAAAGCAAUCCAAAAGACUUUGGUGCAAGGUGGCUGGGUGCCAGUGGCAGGCAUGUUUGUUUUGGGCAGUGCUGCGUCACCUGUACUUCUGGGCAGGGUCGGCGCUGAGCUGUUGCUGCCGCUGGCAACGGGAACGGUUGGGCUGGCGACUGCUUGGCAGGAAACAGCUGGGAAAGGAGCGGUUGCAGUGGCAAAAAGGCAGACAGCAUUCCUCUUGACCAAGGAGGCCCAAGCAGAAACCCUACUCGGGCGCGCACAACUUGCAUAUGCAGCUUUCCCUACAGAUGUGGCAAUAGCCACUUUGGCAACAACUGCAACUGUGCUGUCUGCUGAAAUGAAUUUGUCUGCAUGGUGGAAGGCAGGCUGUGUGGUGGCGACUGCGGAUGCAUGGUCACAGUUGGCCCAAUUCUCGGCACGAGCUUUACCAGCCCGGACUUCUCUUGCUGUUGUGGACGCCUGA